Molecule: messenger RNA, 3228 nt
Organism: Oncorhynchus kisutch (coho salmon)
Lineage: Eukaryota; Metazoa; Chordata; Actinopteri; Salmoniformes; Salmonidae
Gene: kiz
Product: kizuna centrosomal protein
Exons: 15
Coding region: 96-2357 (753 amino acids)
Biological process (GO): spindle organization
Cellular component (GO): centrosome
Source: RefSeq, a predicted model, not a curated record
GUGGUGCUCAUGGCAACCAGCAUAAACACUUUUCAGUAGCUACGUUUUCGCUGCUUGUACAAAACGGGGCGCAAAGGGCAAGGAACGUUGUUGUCAUGGCGUUCUGUGAGGACCAAUACUAUGAAAGAAUUGGAUCCAUUCAACAAAGCAUGCACGAAAGGGAAAAGAGGAGACUUGAGUUGGAGAGGGAGUUGUUUGCUUACUGUAGAUCUGACAAGAGAGGUCCUCAGAUAAAGUGUGCCACACUCCGUGGUUAUCUCAAGGAAAUCUGUGAGAGAGAGAAACAGGCAAAAAUUCGAAACCUGGAGCUCCUGAGAGAUGUGGAGUGCAUUGAAAUGAGCAUGAAGGAGCACUGUCCUGACCGUAACCCUCUGGAUGAACACAAGGUUGAAUGCUUGAAUAGAAUUUCCAGAUUUAUGGCAGCAAGGCAGAAGAAAGAAGAGCCAAAUCUUAAAAUAGACAAGGGAGAUUUGUUGAAUUGCUAUCCUCAGGGUGAGUCCCCCUCACCACAGGCCAGGGGUUUACGCCAACCAUCUGUAAUCUUCAUGGGUCGCCAGACCUCCAGAAGUUCCGCGGCUGAAGAUGCCACCGCAAGUAUACACUUACGACAAGCGGAGCGUCAUUCGCCAAAUCAUCCAUCACAUGCCUCGGAAUGCCUGCAAAGUGGCCUUUCGAAUGACUCCAAAGUUUCCAGAGAGGUCGUUGCCGACAGCGGAGCGUCUUUAUCAGUUGACAUUUCAGGCUCAAACGAUUCCCCCGACGGCUGUAAUUUGUGUGACAAACAUGAAAGGACGGCGGCAGUGGUUCCAUCUGUUCGUACCUUAACAGCCAGCGCCGGCGUGCCUUUUGGAGGUGAUGAACAACUGACUUCACCUCGGGUGACCUUGACGAGGCCUGAGAAGAAUAGCCCAUCGCCCAGCACUAUCAGCCAUAUGUGGGACAGGAAUUCACCUGCAGAAUACACUCGGGGUAGAGGGUCUGGUCAUCAGGAGAGCAUAAAAGAAGAUGUGGAGAGAGUUCUGCAAAGAUCACUGCCUCAAACUGACUUGGGAAAAGAAUCUCAAGAUGUGCCAGAGAAGAGUGAAACCCUUAGUAGAUCCAGUUCCAGUAUGGAGCUGUCAGUGACCAGCAUUGGUAGUGACCUGUCCACCUCCCUGACUGAGUCUGACCUGGCUGAGCUACCAAAGGUGCCAGAGGGUGUAGUCCAUACAGCCAGCCACACCAGGAGGACAGCCAGCCACACCAGGAGGACAGACAGCCCACCACAGAGGAGUGCUAUUCCACCCAGCGAGAGGGAGCUCUGCAGCGCCAGUGUUCACAGUCAAUCACUGGACACUCCAGAGCCUAGGAACAGACCAGAAUCACGUAGCGAAUCCACGUCUCCAGAAAUCCCAUUCAAAAGACUGUCCAUGGAGGGAUUCUUCCAUCUACUGGAGAGCAUCGAACAACGAUUCCACAGAGGAGAAAGAAGUGUGUACUGUGUCUCGUCACUUGGCGAUAGCAAACGCAAUAAAGUGAUCAGCCUUUGUAACGCCAGGGCAGGCUUGAAUGGAGAGGACCUUGAUGCAUGUGGAGCAGUCGUCCUUCACCAGCUUCAGAGGUUGUCAUGGACCAUGUCAAUGGGUUGCCUGUUACCCGAAGAGCUAGUUAGCUCCAACUGGUCCACCACUGAGCCCAGGAAAAUAAGCUCCCGUCUCCCCCCUGAUGCUGCUCCUCUGUGGGAUCGCUGGUUCAAGCACGCCCUUCUGCUGAAGGACUACCAUGUCCUCACCCCCGAGCGCCUCGUCCAGCUGUUCACUCCACUGCUGCUGCCAUACAACGCCUCCUAUAGUGCCAAGGCCAAAGUGCUGCUGAGGACACUUCUGUCCCGGUCCAGUGAGGAGUGCCCCUCGGUGGAGAGUGAGUCUUCAUCUUGUGGCCUUCCCUCGUUCCUCAACGACAGCAUUGCGGAGGUCCAACCAGCCAGACCUUCUCAGGAGCACAGCGCCUCAGGGAUGCAAGGACUACAAAGUGGUGAAGAGGACAGCCAAGACGAGAGCCCCGUGGAAAGUAUUCCUAUUAAAGAGACAAAAGCAUAUCAGCUGCUUAAACAGUCUGCCACGCAGGCGAGGCAGCAGAGCUCUGGAGACGAGGAGGAUCUGUCAGGAAUAAAUGAUGGCUAUGAAGAGAAUACUGGGAGGGUUGAGCGCUCCUCUCAUCAAGACCCUUACCCUUGGAGAGAAACGACAAAAAUGAAAACCUACUCUGCUGUACAGUCUAAAGCUUUUUGGGGAGAGUCAGACGACAGCAACUCCGAGAUAGAAGCAGCUCUGCGCCCUCAAUACAAUACGAACAAUGACAAUUCUGAGGAUUUUUAGGACUGACUACCUGAGAAAAGGGAUUCUUAACAGAAGCUGCUGAGAGAAACUCUCUCUACGUUGUACAUUGUAAACUGUAUGCAUACUGUAUCAUAAAAAAAGGUAUAAUGAUAAACCUGAUACCUCUUACUAUGGUUAAAGUAUGUGAAGAGUUUUCAAACGCACCGAUGUUAACCCUGCUUCAGUCUCUUCAUCUGAAUGACUCUUACAACUCAUAAUAACAGCUUGAAAUAGAUUAAACGGGUCUUUUGAAGCGAUUUGUUUGCACUAGGCUGGAAAUCAUGCAUUUUGAAUGCUGCUAGCAUCUCCGAGUGGUCUGCAUCUAGCAUGCUUGAGUGUAGUGACGUGAGUAACCUGUGAAAUGACAAAGAACAAUGGCCACUCUGGAUGUUACCAAACGACCUGCGGACCUGUUGAAGUGGCCCAUCGCCCAGGACAAGAUGUACCGUCGUGUUAACAGAUCCACAAUGAUCACAAUGUAUGUUUUUGAAACAAGUUGUACUUAUAUACAAUGAUUAUAUCAGACCUGUAUUCUUUUUCAUUUCCCAUGGGCCUUUUCAUUUGCUAUGACAUUUCAAACUCACUCGUUUUUUAUUGCUCAGAAGAAGUACAAUCAUGUUUUCAUGUUCAAUUUUUUUUUAUAAUGCUUGGUGAUCAAAUGACGUGUCGAGUAGACAUACAGUACUCAAAAGACAUAAUAAUUAAUUUUGUGGAAAAAAAACAUGCAGUUUGUUAAACCCAUCAACCUCCCUCCUCCCAUCCACCCUUUUCCUUUUCACCCUUCAAGUAGCAGUGCAUGUCAAUGACAGUGACUAUUCAUUACACUAGUUAAAAUGCCUUGGAAAUAAAUUCACCUGAACCAUGCAGCAUC